AUCCAACGGCACCUAUCGAACCCUCGAAGUUAACUACAGCCGUUGAUUCAUCCAAUCCAAUUUUAUUUAAAGGCCAUCGCUCACACACACGUAGGGUUCAUAGGUGCCUGCGGUGCGGCUCUCAUUUUCGCGUCGUCGAAUCGAGUUUUGCAGAGAAAUUAUAAGGUAGCAAGAUGUCUCAUCGCAAGUUUGAGCACCCUAGACAUGGCUCCUUGGGAUUUCUUCCAAGAAAAAGGGCCUCUCGACACCGGGGAAAAGUGAAGUCCUUCCCUAAAGAUGACCCAUCAAAACCCUGCAGAUUGACUGCUUUCCUUGGAUACAAGGCUGGCAUGACACAUAUUGUUAGAGAUGUUGAGAAGCCGGGAUCAAAACUCCACAAAAAAGAAACUUGUGAAGCAGUGACAAUUAUUGAAACGCCUCCAAUUGUAGUAGUUGGUGUUGUUGGUUAUAUUAAAACACCCCGUGGCUUGCGGGGUCUAAGCACUGUUUGGGCUCAGCAUCUUAAUGAGGAAGUGAAAAGAAGAUUCUACAAGAAUUGGUGCAAAUCUAAGAAGAAGGCUUUCACAAAAUAUACAAAGAAGUAUGAAUCUGAAGAGGGCAAAAAGGACAUUAAAGUGCAGUUGGAAAAAAUUAAGAAGUACUGUUCCGUGAUUCGUGUUUUGGCUCAUACCCAGAUUCGGAAGAUGAAAGGCCUUAAGCAGAAGAAGGCCCACCUGAUGGAGAUUCAGGUUAAUGGUGGAGAUAUUGCUAAGAAGGUUGAUUUUGCGUAUAGCUUUUUUGAAAAGCAGGUUCCUGUGGAUGCAGUGUUCCAGAAAGAUGAGAUGAUUGACAUUAUUGGGGUUACCAAGGGUAAGGGCUACGAGGGGGUUGUUACCAGGUGGGGUGUAACCCGGCUGCCUCGUAAGACCCAUCGUGGGCUUCGCAAGGUAGCCUGUAUUGGUGCCUGGCAUCCUGCAAGGGUAUCAUUUACCGUUGCCAGGGCUGGGCAAAAUGGGUACCAUCAUCGCACGGAGAUGAACAAGAAGAUUUACAAGCUGGGGAAGUCUGGUGACGAGGCUCACUCUGCCAUCACGGAGUUUGACAGAACUGAGAAGGACAUAACACCAAUGGGGGGAUUUCCACAUUAUGGUGUGGUGAAAGAUGAUUACCUGAUGAUAAAAGGAUGCUGCGUAGGCCCAAAGAAGCGGGUGGUCACCUUGAGGCAGACAUUGCUGAAACAGACAUCGAGGGUUGCAAUGGAGGAAAUUAAACUCAAGUUCAUCGAUACAUCUUCCAAGUUUGGCCAUGGCCGCUUCCAGACGACACAGGAGAAGGCCAAGUUCUAUGGGCGGCUCAAAGCCUGACCUUGAAGGCGGCCUCCUCACCCGGGAAUGGAAAACUUCCAUAUCUAUCUGUUACCGUUUUGCUACUGUGUUUCUUCCUCAACUGUUUUCCCCAUCCAUUAUUCCUUUUUUGAGCACAAAACUUAUAUUUCAUUGAUACAUCUUCCAAAAGUUUAGUAACUAUGCGAUUGAAAAUUUGUGGUGCCCUGAUUCAUCA
This is a messenger RNA of Diospyros lotus (date-plum), 1539 nucleotides long. RefSeq names its product 60S ribosomal protein L3-2. Gene Ontology annotation, cellular component: cytosolic large ribosomal subunit; ribosome. The transcript is spliced from 6 exons. The coding region runs from base 174 to 1343 and encodes 389 amino acids. Gene Ontology annotation, molecular function: RNA binding; structural constituent of ribosome. Gene Ontology annotation, biological process: ribosomal large subunit assembly; translation. The record is from RefSeq and is a predicted model, not a curated record. NCBI's taxonomy places the organism in Eukaryota, Viridiplantae, Streptophyta, Magnoliopsida, Ericales, Ebenaceae.